This is a messenger RNA of Megalops cyprinoides (Indo-Pacific tarpon), 1116 nucleotides long. Its product is annotated as G-protein coupled receptor 54-like. The record is from RefSeq and is a predicted model, not a curated record. Gene Ontology annotation, molecular function: G protein-coupled peptide receptor activity. Gene Ontology annotation, cellular component: membrane. Lineage: Eukaryota; Metazoa; Chordata; Actinopteri; Elopiformes; Megalopidae. Gene Ontology annotation, biological process: neuropeptide signaling pathway. The coding region runs from base 1 to 1116 and encodes 371 amino acids. The transcript has 6 exons.
AUGGAACGCCCAAUGGUUAUGUUCAAUGUAGGCAUUUCUGUGAACACUUCGGCCAUGGCAACUGAUCUUGGUAACGAGUCGUGCAAGUCGGGGCAUCUCUGCAACGGUUCAGUCCAACUCGACCCCCCUUUUCUGGUAGAUGCCUGGCUGGUGCCGCUGUUCUUCGCUCUUCUUAUGGUAGUUGGGCUGACAGGAAACUCGCUGGUCAUCUAUGUGAUAUCUAAACACAAGAAAAUGCGGACAGCAACGAAUUUCUAUAUUGCUAAUCUGGCGACCACUGAUAUCAUUUUCCUGGUGUGCUGUGUACCGUUUACUGCCAUGCUGUACCCGCUGCCCAGCUGGGUUUUCGGGGAAUUUAUGUGCAAGUUCGUCAUUUAUAUACAACAGGUGUCUGCGCAGGCAACCUGUGUGACGCUGACGGCGUUGAGUGUGGACCGCUUGUACGUCACUGUCUGCCCCCUACGUUCUUUGAGCUGUCGCACCCCACAAGUUGCGACUGUGGUCAGUGUGGGAAUCUGGAUAGGAUCUUUCCUAGUAUCUGUUCCUGUACCCAUAUAUAGCACGACCAUGGUGGGGGACUGGUAUGGUCCUCAGGUCUACUGCACAGAGAGCUUCCCCUCUGUGUUCCACAAGAAGGCUUUCAUUCUGUACAACUUCUUGGCUGUCUACAUGCUCCCACUUGUCACCAUUUCUGUGUGCUACGUGAUUAUGUUGUAUCAGAUGGGCCACACUGCUGUGGAGCCAAUUGAAAACAACCACCAGAUACAGCUCAUGGCGGAGCGCUCAGCUGCCACGAGGACCAAAGUGUCACACAUGGUGGUAGUGAUAGUACUGCUGUUCACCUUGUGCUGGGGCCCCAUCCAGUUCUACAUCCUCGUGCAGGCCUUCAGUCCGUACUUCCGUCACAACUAUUGCACCUACAAGCUGAAGAUCUGGGCCCACUGUAUGUCCUACACAAACUCGUGUGUCAACCCCAUUGUCUACGCUUUCAUGGGUGCCAACUUCCGCAAGGCCUUCAAAAGGGCUUUCCCCUGCAUCUUCAAGCAGCGUGUGGGUGUGGCAGUCCCUCAGCCACCGCAUGGCACUGCCAACACUGAGAUGCAUUUUGUCUCGUAG